This is a messenger RNA of Amblyraja radiata (thorny skate), 3526 nucleotides long. RefSeq names its product proline rich 16 (gene prr16). The record is from RefSeq and is a predicted model, not a curated record. The transcript has 4 exons. Bases 794 to 1462 code for a protein of 222 amino acids. Gene Ontology annotation, biological process: positive regulation of cell size; positive regulation of translation. NCBI's taxonomy places the organism in Eukaryota, Metazoa, Chordata, Chondrichthyes, Rajiformes, Rajidae.
GCUGAGUUACUCCAGCUUUCUGUGUCUAUCCUGGAGCUGAUGGACCUGUCCGGGGACGAUACCAGGGUUUUCCGCCCGCCUCCGCCCUACUUCGCUGAGCAGGAACGGGCUAUUCCACACAGCGUGCUAAAUUGGGCCGUCUCUCCAGAUAACGAGAAAUAAACCUGGAGCGGGGGUCGCCGCUGCUCCGCUCCGCCUCCACAGCGCAGCAAAGAGAGGGCAGGCUAUGGAUGGUGUACAGGCGAGUGGAAGCUCCCUCGUCUCCUUUCAAACCAGGGAGAGUUUGCAGGGGAGAAGCACUGGCGCCGUUUAAUUCCGAGGAGGCAAGGGCGGUAUUAGUCAGCAAGUGCGGGAUGGUUUUAAUCGAAACCAGGUUGGAAUAAUAUUUACUUACACAUUUUUUUUUGGUGUUUCUAAUUUGCCCAUGCACACUGACGCAGGCGGUACUGGUGAGAUUUCCGCAGUCCUUGGGAGCCCGCAGUUGCACUGGGUUGAUGGCAAGAGGCGCGGAGACUGAGUCAGAGGCGGCAAGAAAGCAGGAAGAUCAUGGGGAAGAGCGCGCCCGGUGCGAUAUCGUGAUCCACUCUGCCGUUUUCACCGCGCUCGAAUAAUGUCAGGGAACUCAAAGCAACCGGAGGGCGCAGGCCUGUAAGGCAAAGGUAAAAGAACAGAUCAAGACUAUUUUGACGAUUUGGAGUUAGUCCUGGGCGAUUUAAAGGACGUGGCUAAAGAACUUAAAGAGGUAGUUGACCAAAUAGACCAUCUUACCUGUGACCUCCAGCUGGAGGAGGAAAUGACUGACAGCUCCAAGACUGACACUAUAAAUAGCACCUCAAGUAAUACAACUGCCUCAAGCCUCGAUAAGGUCAAAGUGCACUCAGUUAGAACAAUUUGUAAGACAACAGUGACUUCAUCAGCAAUCCUAACGGUGCUAAAGAAGACCAAUCCCCCACCUCCGCCUCCACGAUUAACACCAAUCCGAUACGAGGAUCCUUGCAAACCCCCUCACUGCGCUAACCCUCUGAGGACCAACGGGGCCUUGCUUCGAAAUGGAGCAGUAUUGUGUAAGACAGACAAAAUGCCAAAUGGAGAUGUAUGCUGUCUCCCUGGUAGCAAUCCAGGAAAAUUGCAUAAACAGCCGCCAGUGCCCAGAGUCGAUAAAAACAAAUAUCAACAAGUCACGCGGGAAAGAGUUCGAUUUAAUGAGGAAGUUCAGUACCAUGGCUACUGUCCGGAUUGUGAUGUUCGGUAUGACAUGAGAAACAUGGAUGUGCAUUUGCACGGUGAUUUGAGCAACGCAAAAGGAAAACCACCUCACCAGUGCCCUCCCCUCGAAAAUGGAGGAUCGCGCGUUAACUUUAGUACUAAUUUCUCAAAUGCAAAAGCUAAAAUCACACCUCCGCCAAUUGCUCCAAAGCCUCAAAAGACUAUUCUGAGGAAGUCAACAACCACAACAGUUUGAUGCAACGAUCUUGGAAACUUUUUUUGUACCCAAAUGAAUUAAGCACUUUCUAACCAAGCAAUAAAGAGCCAAAACACAUGUACCCAGUGUUCUCCAGAGAAAUAUCCGAGAACAAAUCAUGGACAAUGGAAGGCAACCAGAGCACUUCAGGGAAACCCAGGUGGUCACAUGGAGAACAAGCAAACUCCACACAGACAGCAACUGAGGUGAAGAUCAAAACCGGGACUCUGAUGCUGUGAGGCGUUGGAGAGACUUGCAUGAGUCUCCCUCCCUCAUUCCAUGUACAACUCCUUAGGACUGGAAAGAAAUAUAAACAUUUUGAAGAUAUGUCAGUUAUUUCUAGCUUGGUCAAAGCUGCACUAUGACUUCAAUGAAAAUCCUGACCUACAACAAGCAGAGUACAGCAGCUGACCCUGUGGAAUCGCAGUAUCAUUAAUGCCAGUGUGAUCUGGAUCAAAUCAUCUCAAGCCACUCUCUGCAUAACCCAAACCUUAAUCUGAGCAACUGCCUCAAUCCACCGUUCAAUUUGCUUCAAAUCAUAACAAAAGCCUGAAGUAAAGCUCUCAGAUUGUUUUUGUCCCCUUUUCUUCACUUCUGAUACCUUGAGAAGAUCAGUGCUAAUAUAAUCAGUUCCCAGAACAUUAAUCUCCACAAUUUCUUAGAAAACUAAUCCAGCCUUCUCAUUCCUUGAGUAAAUAAAAUGACAUUAAAUUGCUAAAGCUAUUAACGUUAAAUAAAAACUGCAAAGGUCAGUUGAUAUAUUUUUUUAUCCCGCGUGGAACAGAGGAUAUGUUUACAUGAGAGUGAAUCAAAUUGUGUGUUGAAAAUAAAAGAAGUGACAGAUGCAGUUUACUGUUCAUAGGAAGGAAUCAUUUCUCCUGUCGUCUUGCAUCUUGAACGGACAGCGAACAGAAGAAGAAAUGUCGAUGGCAAAUGCGACGUAAUACCGUCCCCUCCCCAUGUCCCACCCCCUUGCCUCCAUCACACCAGGCGAACGUUCAAGAACAUAAACCUUUUGCCGUCACUCAGAUGCUGCAUCUCCAUGCUCUUCUAGUAUUUGCACUGUCACUUUCAUUCCAGGCGAUGUUGUGUGUAGUUACUUGCACAGAUGACCUCUUGAGAUCUGCAGUCUGGCAUGCAGAAUCUUGUAGGGGUUUACCAACAUAAAGAAUAUGAUUUGCACUUGAGUUCAAAUUCCAGUGGGUGAUAUCCAUAUAUAUUAAAAAAAAAAUGUCCGUCAUUCCUUCUCCUCCUUUAUGAAAUGAAAAGGAACCUCAAAGCCGCACAAUGGACAUUGGAACAAAUUACAUUAUCUACCCGCGUAUCACAAACCAGAUCGUAUGUGGUACAUGAAACAAUUGAUGAUAUGGGACAAAAAUCCAUCGAUGUUUUUAAAAAGAAACUUUAACAUUUUCCUAGUAACAUGGAAUGCAAUUGUUAUUUUAAAUGGAAUUGAGUGGCUUUAUACAACUAAUGGAGCCAGGAAUCGGAAAGGAUGCACAGCUAUCAACGAGCGAAGCACUUUAGUCACAUUUUUUAGUUUUGUAUUUUUAUAGCCAACAUCACCUACCCUUGUUUGGCAGUCACAAGAAGACUUCAAUGUUAUUCAUCAUGCUAAUCUUUAUGUGUUAUUAUUUGCAAGCAGAUAACUGUUUUACAUUUAAUAAAUAAAACCUAAGAAAGUAAUGUAUAGAUUUUAAAUAGGAGGCUGCAAGAUAUAUUUCUUCUAUUCAUAAAAAAUGCAAACAAUGUAUUUUGUAAUUAUUAGAGUUUUGAAAUUUAAAAAGGUUAUUUUAUUAUUAAAGGCCUGCUUUAUGAUAUUAGUUAAACGCCAAGUAACAGAAAGAACAAUUUUCAUACACUUUCUUAAAUCAGGACUGCUUGUCAUAAAAAAGAAUAAGCAAAUUAUUAAAAACAUAAUAUCUAUAUAUACACUUUAUAUGAGUAAUCAGAAAUACUGUUACCAGAUAUUAUUCAUCUUUUGGUUGCUGCAUAAACAUUUCUCCAUGUUAAUCAAGGUAACCCAACAUUACUUGGUUUGCAAUAAAACUAGUACAAAGGGAA